Messenger RNA from Opisthocomus hoazin, 1155 nucleotides. It is a transcript of the gene KCNJ15, whose product is annotated as potassium inwardly rectifying channel subfamily J member 15. Gene Ontology annotation, biological process: potassium ion import across plasma membrane; regulation of monoatomic ion transmembrane transport. Gene Ontology annotation, molecular function: inward rectifier potassium channel activity. Gene Ontology annotation, cellular component: plasma membrane. Lineage: Eukaryota; Metazoa; Chordata; Aves; Opisthocomiformes; Opisthocomidae. The record is from RefSeq and is a predicted model, not a curated record.
AUGUCUCUCUUCAGGGCAUUAAAGAAAACGUGCUCAGUAAUCAAAAAGAGCCUCUUCUCCAGAGAAACGACUGAAGGAAUGAGAAUGGAAACCACAAAGAUUAAUAUGUCUCGCGUCCCGCUGGUUAAUGGAGGCAUCAACACUGCCAUGCUCAAGGCACACAAACCCCGUGUGAUGUCCAAAAGUGGUCACAGCAAUGUGCGGAUAGACAAAGUUGAUGGCAUUUACCUACUCUACCUUCAAGAUUUGUGGACUACAGUUAUAGACAUGAAGUGGAGGUACAAACUCACCUUAUUUGCUGCUACUUUUGUUAUGACCUGGUUCCUCUUUGGAGUUAUCUACUAUGCCAUUGCAUUCCUUCAUGGUGAUUUAGAAAUAAACAAGUUCACCCCAAAGCGUGAGCCAUGUGUCAAGAACGUAGACUCUCUGACUGGGGCAUUCCUCUUCUCCCUGGAGUCACAGACAACUAUUGGCUAUGGAUUUCGUUUCAUUACAGAGGAGUGUCCUCAUGCCAUUUUCUUACUUGUGGCCCAACUGGUCAUCACCACCUUGAUUGAAAUAUUCAUCACAGGUACCUUUCUAGCCAAAAUUGCAAGACCUAAAAAAAGGGCAGAGACUAUUAAAUUCAGCCACUGUGCUGUCAUUACUAAACACAAUGGAGAACUUUGCCUAGUGAUCAGAGUAGCAAAUAUGAGGAAGAGCCUUCUGAUACAGUGUCAGUUGUCUGGGAAGCUUCUUCAGGUUGACUCCUCUUCAGAGAGUCCAUUUCUCAUUUUGCCUUUAACCUUCUACCAUAUUUUGGAUGAAAGCAGCCCUUUGAGAGAUCUCACACCUCAAAAUCUCAAGGACAAGGACUUUGAGCUUGUGGUGCUCCUGAAUGCCACGGUGGAGUCCACCAGUGCUGUCUGCCAAAGCAGGACUUCGUACAUUCCUGAGGAGAUCCACUGGGGCUACGAGUUUGUGCCUGUGGUUUCUCUCUCGCCAAAUGGAAAGUAUGUUGCAGAUUUCAGUCAGUUUGAGAAGAUUCGGAGAAGCACAGAUUCCACGUUUUAUAGUGUGGACUCUGAAAAACAGAAACUAGAGGAGAAAUACAGGCAGGAGGAUCAAAGAGAGAGGGAACUGAGAACGAUGUUGUUACAGCAGAGCAAUGUUUGA